This is a messenger RNA of Ectocarpus sp. CCAP 1310/34, 2841 nucleotides long. NCBI's taxonomy places the organism in Eukaryota, Phaeophyceae, Ectocarpales, Ectocarpaceae. The record is from the annotation of a GenBank genome assembly.
AUGGAAACGGAGGGUCUACAGGGGUUCAAGGAGAAGAUAUCUGUUGUUUGCCGAGAGAGAAGAACAGAAGAGAAAGAAGAACAGAAUCUAAGGAAAGAAUCCAAGGACAAGGAGGGUCUAGAAGUGUACGGAAUGUUGAAGGAAGGAGUAGGGUUCAAGGACUACCUACAUNACAGACUAGGGAAGACAUUUUUGAGCCAACUUUGGCAAAGUAGAAAGGAACGAUUGGCCAUCGGUGAUCGGUCCUGCUCCGUCCACCAGAAGUUGCUAGAGUGGCCGGGGGCAAGCCCCUUUUGGAUCCCCAAUCCCAUCCCAGGGUUCAGCGCCAGGGAUGAGCUAGUGAGGCAGUCGACCUCGCUCCACGAGGCUGCCCGCAAGGGGAGGUACGAGGUGCUGUCGAUGCUGCUGCACCACUGCCGGGGGAGGGGCUUGCUGCCCGGGGCGUGCCUGGUGCCCGAUGGGAAUGGGAAAACCGCGUACGAGAUCGCGAUUGUCAAGAACGAGACCGAGUGCGGGAGGCUCUUCACCACCACCUUCAGCGACCUACCCCAGGUGGCCCCCCGGCUGGGCUGGAGGAAGGGCCGCACGCGCGGCAAGGACAUAUCGGGGGGGAGGGAAGGGGUUCCCAUCCCCUGGGUCAACGAGGUCGACGAUGAACCAUUUCCAAGCCACACGUUCACGUACAUCAACCGUGUGGUGGAGGGGCCCGGCGCGUCGUUCAACUGGCGGCUCUGCUACUACGAGAUGCCAGAGAGAAAUCCCGCCCCUUGUCACCAUAAGGAGCCCGAUGAAAGCGGAGGCUUAGGCGCUCCCACUGGUUUCAGCUACGGCGGAGGCGCUGGUGUCAUGGCAGGGGUAGGCGGGUCGGGGGGCUCGAGCUCCCAGGUCCAGCUCCAAAGCGGUCGAGGUCGAAUCCACGGGUGUGACAGCAUCAAGUGCGGUCAUGUUCCUCGAGGGAGUGAGAACGGGCGCAAGUACGAGUGCAACUACAAGUGUCCCUGUGCAGACCGUCUCAAGACGGGCAAGGCGGGCAGUGGGGAGGAACCCCUCGACUGCGGCCUAAGGGCAUCCCAGAUGGGGGUGACGGCACCGCUAGAGGCCUUCAAGACCGCUACCAAAGGGUGGGGGGUCAGGGCAAGGGGAACCAUUCAAGAAGGGCAGUAUAUCUGCUCUUACGCUGGCGAGAUGAUCCCUGAGUCGGUCUACCAGGCGCGGGAACCCGAGUACGAGAGGAGAGACAACGCGGGCGGCCCGUGCUACUGCUUCAACGUGUACACCGACAGACGGUGCCCGGAGGACAACAUCGUCGUCGACGCUGACCGAUACCGAGGGGUGGCCGCCCUGUUCAACCACGCGUGCUGCGGGGCCAACGUGAAGGUUCGCAAGCUAGUGGCCAACAACACCGACAGGAGAGAGCCCAUCCACGGCUUCUUCGCCCUCAAGAAGAUCGUCGUAAAGGAGGGAUCACCCGGGCCGGAGCUGGUGUUCAACUACGGCGCCAAGGAGAAACCGAAGCCGUGCCUGUGCAGCGCCUGCGCCGAGCUCGAGCUGAGAAAGCUCAGCGACGCCCCCGCACGGUUGCGCUGACAGAGAGUGGCACAGCGGGAGAGGCAAUGCGAGAUAUAGAUAAAAGAGAGGGAGAUUGCGAGCGAGAGAGGAGAGAGAAAGAGCAGGGGGGGGAGGCGUACUAAUGUUUUGCAUGCCUUAGCGGUUAGACCAUUAAUAUCGCACAACAGGAGAUGCGAUGCGAGAGAUAAGAUAGAGGGGUGAGAGGACGAUGCGUGGUGCUUUGCGGUUAUUCGGGAUCAUCAGUGAUUUGGGCUGUGGGGUUACCUUGGUUGAUGGACGUAUGAUGAUGUUGCUCCCGUGGUGUGUUUUUUUUUCGGGCACCAAAUUGCGGUGGUCCGGCAUCUAGAGACAGUAUCCGGUAGUGUGACGCUUUUGGAGUAGAUUCGUUUCGGAUUGACAACGGCGGACAGGAAAACGUACAGCAGUGCACAGUCGAUGCUGCACAGAGAUACACGGGCGUCGGUGAGGCUUUUUUGGCGGAGGCACGUUGUGCUUGUACAGGAGCGGCGUUUCGGACAGGGCGUUAGUUGUUAGUGGAAGGCCGUGUUGGAGUUGAGUCGUCGAGUGUUGGGGAACAGCCGUGUCGGCAGUACGGCACCCAGAGAGAGGGUGCAGUGCGCGUGCGCUCCUCAUGCUUGCGCGUACGUUGCAAUCAUAGGAGGGAAAAGAGGUGUGGUAACAGUAUUGCUUCAUGCAUGCGUUUGUUUCAUGCUGUAUGUUGACGUUUUGCGUCUUCUGAUUCCGUCGCGGGAGCAGCUCAUAGCGCCCGGUGUUUCUACUGAUUUCAGUCUACAUAACUUUGUUGUGUGUGACGGGCUGGUAGAAAUCGCUCCAUCCAGCAGAGAGAAGGAACCUCACACGUGGCUACACAGCAAGAACUGUGUCUUGCCCUCUUGUAAGUUAAGAGUGUUUUUUGAGGACCUGUCGUCGGGAAUAGUAUGUCCAAGUCCCUGUCAUGUUUUAUCCUAGGAGCGCCUUAUUCUAGUAACACCUUUAUAGCGUUUGAGGUGAACGGUUUUGUGUUGCUAUCACGUUUUUAGCCAUUCGCUCGGGCGUUUAUCGCGUGAAGUGGAUCGAUAGGUUGUCAAUGUCGCUGGUACGUGUUUACCGCAGAGACAGGGAACUUGUACCUUAUCCUAUGGACACCUUCUAGCGAAUUCGGCGAACGGUUGUGUGUCGCUGUCACGUGUAUCAGCCAUUCGCUCAGACGAUUUUUAGCAUAAAGAAGCGGAUCGAUAGGUUCGGUAGCUGGUGUGAUAUGUGUAGCGCAAA